AUGAGUUUUCACUACGGCCAGGGCUAUCCAGGAGGAGGUGGACCACCACCAGGUGCUCCGUAUGGGGGAGGCAGUGGUCCCGCUGGGCGUCAACCUUCAGCUCCAUACGGAGGCGCACCAUGUCAAUCAGGAGGUCCUUAUGGUGCUUACGGAGCCCAAGGUCAGGGAGGGCAGUAUGGGCCUGGACCAGGGGGUGCCCCGGGCGGGCCUUAUGGGAGUUACGGGGGACAGCAUCAAGGAGGACCUUAUGGACACCAUGCUCCUGCAGGUAACAUCCCUCCUGGUGUUAACCCAGAGGCAUACCAGUGGUUCCAGACUGUUGACACAGACCGCAGUGGCUCCAUCAACGCAAAGGAGCUGAAGCAGGCACUUGUCAACUCCAACUGGUCUGCUUUUAAUGACGAGACCUGCCUCAUGAUGAUCAACAUGUUUGACAAGACGCGGUCGGGUCAAAUAGACCUGUUUGGCUUCUCAGCACUUUGGGAUUUCAUGCAGCGAUGGAGAGCGCUCUUUCAGCAAUUUGACAGAGACCGCUCAGGCAGUAUCAGUGGCAUGGAGCUACAGCAAGCCCUCGCUCAGAUGGGCUACAACCUGAGUCCCCAGUUUUCUGAGUCAGUGGUGCGGCGCUUCGCCCUGCAAGGCGGACAACCUGGCAUCCAGCUAGACCGCUUCAUCCAAGUGUGCACCCAGCUCCAGACCAUAACGCAGGCCUUCAGGGAGCGAGACACAGCCAUGAUGGGCACCGUACGCCUCAGCUAUGAGGACUUCCUCUCCAGUGCCAUCACCAGGCUCAUGUGAGCCUCAUUCCACUGACAAUCCCUCUGCACUGUGUGGAUUCACAAUAUCAUUCCAUGUUCAGGUCAUUUUCGAUGCUUUCCCAUAAGUGCCCCCAGCUAUUGGUAUGUUGGUAUUGGCAGUAUAUAAGCCAGUACACAUUAUUCCAUGGCUUGUUGCUGUAUGUUUAUAAAGCCUAACACCAUGCACCUGAAUAAAGUUCAGUAGCUGUUAUAGAAGAAUGGAUAGCUUCACUUCGAUUGUGGCUUCGUAACAUCGGUCACCACAUAUGUAGGUCCCUCUAAACAACUUCAUAAUCCUACCAUAGAUGCCUUGGUGACAAGAGUCCUGUUUACUAGUACCUGUAUGUGAAUGAAAUUAUGAGUGCCUGUACAGAGCGCUAGUUUACACGUUUAAUUUGCUGAAUGUUGACCCGGCAGGGCCGAAUCAGUGUAUAGACUUGAUUAGAGGAGGUAUCAGAAUAACAGAAUAACUAAAUCCACCAGAUGUUUUCACUGUAUGACAGAGAUUAUGCUGAACUGCAAAUCCACCUACAGCAUUAACAUGUUCCCGUGCCAUUGAAAUAUUUUUUAAAUGCCUUUUUUCCCCCAUGCCUUUUAAAUGUAUGCAUAUCAGGAGUAUUCUGCAUUUCCAGAGGGUAUUUCCAUGUUGUUCAAGUUUUAAGGUGGGGGGAUGAAUUUAUUUAAAUUUUUGAAACAAAGCACUAAAAAGUGUGUCCUAUUUUGUUUGUCUUUUUCACCUCAAUGAAAUGAACCAUCAGUGACUGGGGGCCAGUACACAUAACACUCCACUGAGGUCUUAAAUCAGGAAACAUGCCAAAACCAAAUAAAUGCUUUUGUAUCACA
Messenger RNA from Micropterus salmoides (largemouth bass), 1640 nucleotides. RefSeq names its product penta-EF-hand domain containing 1 (gene pef1). The coding region runs from base 1 to 798 and encodes 265 amino acids. Gene Ontology annotation, molecular function: calcium ion binding. Gene Ontology annotation, biological process: COPII vesicle coat assembly. The record is from RefSeq and is a predicted model, not a curated record. The transcript is spliced from 5 exons. NCBI's taxonomy places the organism in Eukaryota, Metazoa, Chordata, Actinopteri, Centrarchiformes, Centrarchidae.